This is a messenger RNA of Anastrepha ludens (Mexican fruit fly), 5664 nucleotides long. It is a transcript of the gene Set1, whose product is annotated as histone-lysine N-methyltransferase SETD1. The record is from RefSeq and is a predicted model, not a curated record. The coding region runs from base 222 to 5459 and encodes 1745 amino acids. Lineage: Eukaryota; Metazoa; Arthropoda; Insecta; Diptera; Tephritidae. Gene Ontology annotation, molecular function: RNA binding; protein binding; histone H3K4 methyltransferase activity. Gene Ontology annotation, cellular component: Set1C/COMPASS complex. The transcript is spliced from 5 exons.
GUGGUUUACCUCAUAUUUGUGUCGAAAGUUUGAGAAAAUUUGGGCUGAAUGCUGAAGACCACAAUUUAGAUUUAUUUUUGAAGUAAUUUUUAUCUUCUAGUAGCAGAUUGCUAUUGGCACAGUCCUGCAGCUUAUGGAUGAGCUAAAAUAAUCACGUACAUAUCUGAGCUGUGGAAAAUUGUAUAUUGGAAAGUCUCUGAUUACUGGCUUUGCGCAAAAUAAUGCAUAGCCUUAUGGAUGGCAAUACUUUAAACUGUGCCACGAGCAGCGGAAGCAAUAAAGAACAAGGGAGCUUUGACAUAAAAACCACUGGAACUAUUUUAAAUGCAGUUCCCAAAGGUCAAAGAAAUUUUAAAUUGCUCUCGGACCCAGCGUUGAUAAAAGGUGCUAGCAAAAUAUAUCGUUACGAUGGUGUGGUGGCAGCAGAUCAAGCGUAUUCUUCUGUACUACCAAGGGACCCGCGAAACCCAAUAGUUCGCAUGCGUGCAAAGCCGGUAGACCCCAUGAUCCUCAUCGUUCCACGUUUGAAGAUCGACCAAAAUUACGUUGGACAACCUCCGUUAAUCGAAAUUACUGUAACAAAUUUGAAUGACAAUAUAGAUCGGCAAUUUUUGGGAGGGAUGCUAAGUAAAUGUGGUCUCUACGAUGAGCUCUUAAUAUAUCACCAUCCGUCAACUAAUAAACACCUUGGUGUUGCACGCAUCGUGUUUGAAAAUUCAAAAGCCGCCCGGUUAUGUAUUGAAAAAUACAACCAAAAAUCUGUUAUGGGCAAGGUGCUAAGCGUCUUUCACGAUCCGUUUGGAAGAAUAUGUAAACAAACAAUAGAAAACCUUGCGUCAGGAAAAUCAAAGCAAGUUUCUAACGUAGGUAUUCCAGGUAAUAAUAUAUUUACAUCUCAACCAAGUAGUGGAAUGCUUCAAAAUACUUCGACACAUGAAACUCCAGAUUCUCAGCGUGUAUACCAAUCUGAAGAUGGUUUUAAUGCUGCCGCGUUACACGUAUAUCAAACUUUCCGAAAAGAUCGGGAUUUUUUGAAAAAUGAUGCUCACAUGUACAGGAGAUAUACGGGGAGUGAAUAUCAACAUCGUGAUUCCAGAAUUAAGGAACACAAAUAUUCGUCUGUAAGACCGGAGCGUAUAAAACAAUAUAGUAGACAGGAAUUUGACCAAGAUCACCUUAAAGAAAGAAGUAGAGAGCGUGGUGGUCGUCGAGAUCGAGAACGUGAUAGAGAUUACAAUAAAUUACGACACCGAGAACGUGACGUAGACAGACGUCGAGACCGUGAUACAUCCAGCGAACGCGAUUACCGCAAAAAAAGUGUCACAAGAUCAGAAAAAGAUCGGGAAAAAAAUAAAUGUCAUAAAAGAUUUCCAACACAAUCAGCAAGACAAUAUGAUUUGCAGGAUAAUUACAUUUCAAAUUUACCUCCUCCUGAUACAUAUUAUUUGCACCAUCAUGAAUCUUCGAUUCCACACCAAUCUGUGCAGUCUUUAGGGUCAUCAAUUAACAUUACAUCCGAGCAAACUUACAGAUAUUCUUCAUAUGGGUAUAAUACCGAGUCAUCUCAAAAUUCUUGGAUCGUACAAAAAAACUGGAAUGUUCCGCAAACUCCAGCACCGCCAUCGGUCGAAAUUCCGCCCCCUCCUCCCCCGGAUAGAACACCAAAUUGGGACGACCCAGAACCCCUGCCUCCAGGACAGUCCACUCCUGAAAAAUACGUAGAAUCGCAAAAAAUAAACAAACUAUCUCAAUCACCUGUCUGUGCAACAAAAGAAGAUUCUAUAUCGAUAGAUAAAAGUGAUAUAAAUGAGUCAGGAAACGUCGACUUGGAUACUCGAAUAGAAAUGAUGUUUAAACGAAAAUCGUUCGGAAAUGCUCCACCAUUUCUUCAAAUUGAUAGUAGUGAGUCAGAGGUUGAAAACUCCAAAGUAAAGCAUGAUAAUAAUGAAGUAAGUUCAGAGACUAAAGAAAAAACUAAAAAUAAAACAUCCGCACAUGUUAAAAGAAAUACAAAAAAGUCGUGUAUAUAUGAGCAAAACGAUGCUAGUGAUAUUUCUUCAAGUGAUGACGAAAUUCUCCUAAAAAAAGAAUCGUCAAGUCCAAUUCGAACGAACAAAGAAGAAGACCGGAUGUCUUUAUCAAGCCUUUCGUCUCACGAUGGUGCCCAACGCCGCGAAAAACCGCCUCCACCAAGUGCUAUCUUAGGAAAAAAUUCUACUUCGGCGGAACCAGUUGUAAGAUCAAAUUUUACAUCCUACUACUCUAAUCAUGAAAACGGGUAUUAUAAACAGAAUUUGGCUUACCCUUUACUUCAUACCGAUACUUCUACAUCACAUCAUUUUCCUAACCCGGCGUAUAUGCAUUCAACUUACAUGCCGGGUUUUGGAAGUAUGACUUACGGUUCAUAUAAUGAGGAGUUCGGUCAUUGUACUCAAACAUAUGCCAAUGAUAAUUAUAGAAUAUAUUCAAAUUAUGCCUACCAUCAAAAUGAUCCUUUCAAGAAACAAAUAGAUGCAGUGGUGGAGCGUGUGAGCAAUGAAUUAAAGCAGAUACUUAAACGUGAUUUCAACAAGAAAAUGAUUGAAAACACAGCUUAUAAAAAUUUCGAGUCUUGGUGGGAUGACCAAAUGCAAAAAAGUCGUCAUAAAGAAAGAAAUUCAGUGGUAGAUGAUAAGUUUACCAAAUCAAUAGCGGGACGGACUGAUAAAGCACCAGAUAUAAACCAGAUAAUUAAUAAUCAGUGCGAUAUAUCUGAUUUGUGUUCAUUUACUAGCCUUGGUCUUCGAGCGUCGAUUCCGAAAUUGCCAUCAUUUCGUCGUAUUCGAAAAGAUUCCAUUCCUCAGGCUAAGGAUGAUUAUGAAAAGCAUUUAAGUGAUCAAGAUGAAAUGGUUCAAGGUUCUGAUUCGGAAAAGGAUGAUGCUACUUCAGGCAUCAACACGCUUCGUAAUAAAAGUGAAAAGAUUGUUACCGUUUCAGAACUUUUGUCGAAUUCUGUUCGAAAAGCCAGCUCCUCUAGUUUUUCGUCUUCAACGUCUGAGGAGAGUAGUGAAGAGGGGCAGUCAAGCGAUGAAAGCGCCUUAUCUGAGGACGACUUCGGUUCGUGUUCUGAAAAUGAUUCUGCACGUGAGAAUGGAAAGUGUAACGUACUAAUGAAACAAAGAGCGCCAGAAAUUAGUUCUUGGAAAGAGGAAAGUAAAAAGUUAAAAAAGUCUACAGGCUUGAAAAACUAUAUUUAUUCAGAUAGUGAUGAGGAACAAAACAGCUAUCGAAAUAGGAAAGGAGAAAGCAAUACUGUAGGAUAUGUAAAACAGCCCAAAGUACAUGAAGACUUUUCCAUGACGGCCGAUUUAGAAGACAUUAGCAAAGACAGUACUAUAACGGUUGAAGGGGAAAGUGAGGAAAAGGGCAAUAAACUUGAAAGUGAUAAUUUAAGUGUCACCACUGAAAAUGAAGGUUGUACAACAUUCACACGCGAAUCAGUUCAAGACAAGGAUGCCGCAAAAUUAGCUAAAAACAUAUCUAAUUUUGAGUAUGACCGCAUAUAUAGUGACUCGGAGGAAGAGCGGGAAUAUCAAGAACGACGUCGCCGUAAUACUGAGUAUAUGGCUCAAAUAGAACGCGAAUUUCUCGAGGAGCAAGCCCUUAAACAGCGCGAAACUCAAAAUGAAAAGGAGAGUGCAGGAGACGGAAGACGGAAUCCAUAUACCUCAAAUGAUUUUUCAAUGCUAUCGAAUCAAGCUGAAAGUCAUACUAUAAAAAAUGUAUCGGAUAUCCAAAAAUCUACAUUAACUGCAGAAAGGACAGAAGAUAGUACCAAUUUGCUUGUCCAGAAAAACGAGAAGAGCGAGGUAAAGAGAGAUAUAACUUUUGCCAUUGCCUCCAGCAAAGAUAAGGAUGACGUAAAAUAUGAAGAAAAGCAGGGAAUAAAACGAAAAACACAAUCGAUUACUGUUUCUGUUCCUUCACAAAAUACAGCCUCGAAAUUGGGUGAAGUAUGCAACGAUCAGGAACUUAAAUUAUCGAAUGGAUUUGACAGAGAAAGAAGUACUAAGCUGCAUUAUGAAAAGUUGUCAACAAAACAAGAAUAUAGCGAAGAUGUGAAAAUGUCGCCAUCGUCUGAUGGUGGCUCAAGUCAAGCAAGUCAGGCUAGUCAAGUGGCUCUAGAGCAUUGCUAUUCAUUACCGCCACAUGCUGAUACAUCGAUGGGCCAUAACCUAGAACCAACUCAUAUUUACUCCAACGGAGAGAAUGCUACCGAAAAACAACAAAACUUGGCUCAUGACCACGGUGGUUAUGUAACUCUUACUUCUUCACAAAGUAACACAGAACUUUUUAUUUCGGAAGAACAGAUAGUCCAGCGGCAAAAUACAAGGCCUGGGCCUGGGCGUCCGCGAAAGGACUCUACAAGAGUUCGAAGAAAGAAUGGCUCAAAACAAAAAUCAUAUACGCUUAUUGCCGAAAAGAAGUCACUCCCUAAAGAAGUUUUAGUGCAAAAGUUGGCGUCACAGUCUAAAUUUAUUCCUUUGGAGCUCUUUAAAGUCCGUGAUGCCACCGAUGAGUUAAUGGUACUUUAUGAAUUUCUUACCAAAGGAAUUGACAUUGAAGACAUCGACUAUAUUCGAAAAAGUUAUGAGAUUCAUCUCCAAGAAGACACUUAUGGAUUUUGGUUGAAUAAUACUCAUUGGGUGGAUCAUUGUGUGACUGAUCGUUCAUUGAUCCCGCCUCCGGCAAAAAAACGAAAAAGAGAAGAUGAACUUAAGCGACAUAAAACUGGAUGUGCUCGCACAGAAGGUUACUAUAAAUUAGAUAUUAGAGAGAAGGCUAAACAUAAAUACCAUCAUGCGAAAUCUAGUGCAGAUAAUGCUUUAAGCAUUGAUCGUCUCGACGAUCAAUUAUUGCAAUCGCAUAAUAAGUUGAUAUCUAAAAUGCAAGGAAUUUCACGUGAAGCACGAUCAAAUCAAAGACGUUUGCUUACAGCGUUUGGCUCAAUUGGAGAGUCUGAAUUGUUAAAGUUUAAUCAAUUGAAAUUCCGAAAGAAACAACUUAAGUUCGCCAAGUCGGCCAUCCAUGAUUGGGGUUUGUUUGCGAUGGAACCAAUUGCGGCCGAUGAAAUGGUUAUAGAAUACGUUGGACAAAUGAUACGUCCUAUAGUUGCUGAUUUGCGGGAGACUAAGUACGAGGCAAUAGGAAUCGGCAGCUCAUAUUUAUUUAGGAUUGAUAUGGAAACAAUUAUUGAUGCCACAAAGUGUGGUAAUUUAGCUCGCUUUAUUAAUCACAGUUGUAACCCCAACUGCUAUGCUAAGGUCAUAACUAUAGAGUCUGAAAAGAAGAUUGUGAUUUAUUCCAAACAACAGAUAGGAGUAAACGAAGAGAUAACUUACGAUUAUAAAUUUCCAUUAGAGGACGAGAAAAUUCCUUGCUUGUGCGGAGCACAAGGCUGCCGGGGGACUCUCAAUUAAUCGCAAUGUUUUAGUUUUUAAUAUUACCUCAUUAAGUAACUAUAUGUAUAUGUAGUUGAAAUUCGUGUAAUAUGGUUUAGCGAUACUGCUCUACCCAAAUACCUUUCUUUUAGCAUUUGUUAAUUUGGUAAACUGUACUCUGCAGUGUAUGCUACAUUAAAAAUCUUGUUCCUUAACGAUGUAUAAAAUUCGUUUGGUUUCUGAA